AUGCGAUUUGAGUACUCUGUGGAAGAACCUCUAAACAGGGAGCCUCCAGUGCAGAAACUUACAGAGAGCUUCAUUACAGAGCAGGGUGCUUAUGACAGGAAUCAUGGGCCUAUACCUCACUUGAACGCCGAUGAUCACGUUGUUCACGUUGAUGGCGACGUUCAUACGAUUCUAGAACUAUCGGUUGAGGAGCUGAGAACACGGUUCACGCAACAUGAGAUCGUUUCUGCGCUUCAAUGCGCCGGUAACCGUCGACACUCUAUGCGAACUUUACUCAAAGAAGUCAGUGGGAUCGAUUGCGCCGGAGAGAGUCGUGCUGAAAGCAAGAUCGGCUUAGGCUCCGUGAAGUGGCUCGAAAGAAUAACCGUUCAACGAGACGAAUCUACAAAUCACUAUCAGCGCUUUGAUUACAAACGAUUGCCCCCUCAAGCAACGGAUGUCGAAGCGGCGAGAAAAUAUUGGGAGCUUACACCUGCCUUGCAAGAUAUGCCAAUCAACUCGGUGAUCGCGAUUCCUCAAAGUGGUCAAACCGUGCGAUUGAACUCCGAUGAUACGUUGGAGGUGAAGGGUUAUGCAAUACCGCAAGGCAACCAAGGUCCAGUGGUGAAAGUUGAAGUCUCUACUGAUAUUGGCCAAACGUGGACAGAAUGCAACAUUUUGGCGGGUGGGGAGUCGGAGAGCAAAUGGGCUUGGUCUCUGUGGAUGGUUUCGGUACGGGCACAGAGGGGAACGCAACGCUUGCUUUCUCGAGCGACGGACAAGGGUGGCAAUGUACAAACAGGCGAGCCGGUGUGGAACUUGAGGGGAGUCGCAUAUGAUGGACAUGGCGAAGCAAGAGAUCUAAACGUCAUAUAA
This is a messenger RNA of Bacidia gigantensis, 855 nucleotides long. RefSeq lists its product as uncharacterized. Gene Ontology annotation, molecular function: molybdenum ion binding; oxidoreductase activity. Lineage: Eukaryota; Fungi; Ascomycota; Lecanoromycetes; Lecanorales; Ramalinaceae. The coding region runs from base 1 to 855 and encodes 284 amino acids. Gene Ontology annotation, cellular component: mitochondrion. The transcript is spliced from 3 exons. The record is from RefSeq and is a predicted model, not a curated record.